CAGCGACACGUUAGUGUUUUUCCUCUUGAUUUAUUCUCCUUGUGUAAUCUGAGAAUGCUGUACAGCCUGAGUGGAAACAUUCAGAGCACUGAAGUUGAAAACAGUGCGAGCUUUGGACUGACACAGUUUACACUUUCCUAGCUGUAUGGAUAUAAAACUGGACAAAAUGAGAACUUUAUGGAUGUUUCUUUUCCUCAGUGUUUUGGGAAGAGCUAUCUGGGGUUUCCCACAGCGCUGUACAACUGACAGCUAUUUACAAGGACAGUGCAGAACUCCUCCUGAGGAAAAAUCCAAAUGUACAGAUAUCAUGUUGACCUACUGUAAAGAUAUGUCCUACUUCACCACCAUGUACCCGAACCUCCUGGAACAAAAAAGUCGCAAUGAGGCUGAGCAGAGUUUGGAGUAUCUGCUUCUGACUGUAAUUCAUUCAGUGUUAAAUGGAGAGUGCAAUCCAGAUAUACGCAUGCUGGGCUGCUCCAUUAUAGCACCACGCUGUGAGAACAACAAGAUCCUGAAGCCCUGUCGCAGCACCUGUGAGAGGGUGCACAAAGCCUGUGAUCGCAUGUUUGAGCGCAUCGGAAUGGCCUGGCCAUACUUUCUAGACUGUGAUCGCUUUUUUGUUAGUGAAGAGGAGGGCUGUUAUGAUCCACUGGAAGGCCUGAGAGAGAAUGAGGAGCUUGAAAUGGAUAGCAUUCCAGGAGAGGAGUCCUCAUCAAGAAGCCCCUUAACCUAUCACUCCAACACACAGAUGUUCAACAUUCUCAAAAAGACAGCGGAAGAAUGCUCUCACAUUUCAAGGACAUACAGCAUUGGACAGAGCGCUGAAAAGAAAGACCUGCUGGUAAUUGAGUUUUCAAGCAACCCUGGAGAGCAUGAACUAUUGGAACCAGAGGUCAAGUACAUUGGGAACAUGCAUGGAAAUGAGGUCAUGGGUCGAGAGCUGCUGAUUCACUUGGCUCAGUACCUGUGCUCUGAGUAUCUGUUGGGAAAUACACGCAUCCAGACUCUCAUCAACACCACACGCAUCCACAUUCUGCCCUCCAUGAAUCCUGAUGGCUAUGACUUAGCCCUUUCUGAAACGCACAGAAGUUUUGACUUGGAUUAUUAUGAGGACGCCAUAUAUACUGGGUAUUUAGCUGGCCGUUACAAUGCCCAGAAUAUAGACCUCAACAGGAAUUUCCCAGACUUGACAUCUUCUGUCUACAACCAGCGUCGACUCAAGUUGUUUCGCAGUGAUCAUAUUCCCAUCCCAGACUUAUACUGGCUUGGUAAGGUUGCUCCAGAGACAUAUGCUGUUAUGAAGUGGAUACGGUCCAUUCCAUUUGUUCUGUCUGCUAGCUUUCAUGGAGGAGAUCUGGUGGUGUCUUACCCUUUUGACCACUCAAAACAUCCUUUCGGAAAGAACAUGUUCUCUCCCACUCCAGAUGAGCAGGUGUUCAGGCAGUUGGCCAGGAUUUAUGCAAAUGCCCAUGCCACAAUGUCCAGUCAGGACACAGAAAGAUGUGGUGGCAACUUUGCUGAUAAAGAAGGGAUUGUAAAUGGGGCUCAGUGGUACAGUAUAUCAGGAGGAAUGGGGGACUUUAAUUACCUCCAUACAAACUGCUUUGAGAUAACAGUCGAGCUGGGCUGUGACAAUUUCCCAGAAGAGAACGAUCUAUAUACAGGCUGGAGAGAAAAUAAAGAGGCUCUCCUGACUUUCUUGGAGUCGGUGCAUAUGGGAAUUAAAGGAAUUGUAAAAGACGAAGAUGGCCAUGGCAUUAAAGGAGCCACUGUAUCAGUCAAAGGGAUCAGGCAUCACAUCACUACAGCUGAAAAUGGGGAUUAUUGGAGACUGCUGACACCAGGCACCCACAUUGUCAUUGCCUCAGCACUGGGUCAUAGCAGAGCCGUGAAGAGGGUGUACCUCCCUGCUCACAUGCAGAGUGCUGGUCGAGUGGACUUUGUGCUGAAGAAAGUGCCACUGGAUCCAGAUAUUAAUGAAUUACACAGCCUUCGUUUGGAUGAAUAUAAGCGAUUUGACCCUUAUAACCAGCUGGCACGGUAUUCCAAACUUGAAUCUAGGCAGAGGGAGGAGGAGAGGGAGGAGAAGCCAUGGUGGUGGUCCUAUUUUACACAACUUGGUUACCGAAACCCCUCUUGGCUCCUGAGGAAUUAGCUCCAUCUAGUGCUCUCAAAGUAUCUUCAUGGUCUGCUCUUGGGUUAGUUUGAAGAUCAUCUUUAAUGGGUGCAUUGUAGACAUAUAAACCAUAACACAACAAUCUAUAUGAACACAGCUACUGAGAUUUCACAGCAUGGUCUACAAAAUAGCUGAAACAAGCCUAUAUAAUUUCACCCCAAAUACCCAUUAUCUAUAUCUGUAUCAAGAAAAAAAAUCGAUCUGAAUAAACUUACAAUGGUGCUUUAAAG
This is a messenger RNA of Neoarius graeffei (lesser salmon catfish), 2406 nucleotides long. RefSeq names its product carboxypeptidase Z-like. The transcript has 11 exons. The record is from RefSeq and is a predicted model, not a curated record. NCBI's taxonomy places the organism in Eukaryota, Metazoa, Chordata, Actinopteri, Siluriformes, Ariidae. The coding region runs from base 146 to 2155 and encodes 669 amino acids. Gene Ontology annotation, biological process: proteolysis. Gene Ontology annotation, molecular function: zinc ion binding; protein binding; metallocarboxypeptidase activity.